CAAGAUGGCUGCCCCUCUGGUUCAGUACGUGGUGGUGAGAGCAGAUCUUCUCCGCGCCCUGAAAUGGCCAACAGGAGCCGUGAUGGCCCAGGCCUGUCACGCCUGUACCGCUGUGCUACACGUCUACAGGGACGACAACAACACACGGGAAUAUCUGUCCGAUUUGGACCGUAUGCACAAGGUUGUUCUGGAGGCCAAAGACGAGGAGAGUCUGUGCAUGUUAGCUGAGCAGCUGCAGCAGAAUAGUGUAGAUCACAAGUUGUGGAUAGAGCAGCCGGAGAACACUGCCACGUGUCUGGCCGUCAAACCUUACCCCAAGUCUGAGGUCCAGAAACAUUUCAAGAACUUCAAACUGUUUAAGUGAUGCAAGAAAGACUUCAAGAACUUCAAACUAUCUAAGAAAUGGGAAAAACAACUCAAGAACUUCAAAUGAACACUGCCACAUGUCUGGCUGUCAAACCGUACCCCAAGUCUGAGGUCCAGAAACACUUCAAGAACUUCAAACUGUUUAACUGAUGCAAGAAAUACUUCAAGAACUUCAAAUUCUGUAAAUGAUGCACAAAACACUUCAAGAACUUCAAAUAUUGUAAAUGAUGCAAGAAACACUUCAAGAACUUCAAACUAUCUAAGGAAUGGGAGAAAUGCCUCACGAACUUCCAACUUUUCAAAUGAUGCCAAAAAGAUAAUGUCCGGGACUUCAAACUAUCUUGAUGAUGCAAGAAAACUUAAAAGAACUUCAAAUGAUGCAAGGAGCAUCCAUAAAAACUUCAAACUCUUUUGUUAUCAGCUGAAGGAAAAAUUCAAGAACUUUGAAUGUGUCCCUCAAAUGAUGUAAGACACCUUCCAGAGCUUAAACUGAUGCUAAAACACUUUUAAAUAAUUUCAUGAUGUUGAGCUCUUGAACUGAUGCUGUUAACUGUCUAGUUUAUUGUCUAUAUAGAUACUUCAAGAACGUACUUGUAUAUGUUGAAUCCAGGGGUCUAGUUCUUCAAGACACUGAGGAUAGCAUCUCAUUUUAUGUGCAAGAUACUAGUAUGAAUGCUCAACAGUGUUAGUUGGUAACAUGUUAAUACCAAUACAAUCUUGUAGUAUCUAUCUGCAAUGAUGCAAUUGUUUUGCCCAUCAUCAUAAUGCAAAUGCUAUAAACUUUGUAACUUAAACCUCAACCUUAACAAUCAACUCGUGAGAAGAAAUGGGCGGAGAUAAGAGUGUGAUAGAGGUUGCCGGGAGUAAAGAUUGAACAAUAUGGCUACGAUUUGUGACAACAAGUUUUUAAAUGAUGCCAUAAUUUGUGAACUGUGCAAUGUUUCACUAAAGCAAUAACUUGAUAAUAUUACUGCACUAUCUUACUGUUAAGAAUGUAAGUGUAUUUGGAAAGGUCAGUCAUCAGGUCAAACGUCAUGUCUAUUCAGACGUGUGUUUUCAAUGUGAAUGUGUGGUCUAACCAGAGUGCUGGCAUGUCAUAUCAAGAUCUGACAGAUUAAAAAGAAGCUGCAAUUGA
This is a messenger RNA of Branchiostoma floridae (Florida lancelet), 1501 nucleotides long. RefSeq names its product putative peptidyl-tRNA hydrolase PTRHD1. The record is from RefSeq and is a predicted model, not a curated record. Gene Ontology annotation, molecular function: peptidyl-tRNA hydrolase activity. NCBI's taxonomy places the organism in Eukaryota, Metazoa, Chordata, Leptocardii, Amphioxiformes, Branchiostomatidae. The coding region runs from base 5 to 364 and encodes 119 amino acids. The transcript is spliced from 2 exons.